Molecule: messenger RNA, 1834 nt
Organism: Neltuma alba
Lineage: Eukaryota; Viridiplantae; Streptophyta; Magnoliopsida; Fabales; Fabaceae
Product: probable protein phosphatase 2C 60
Exons: 11
Coding region: 541-1617 (358 amino acids)
Biological process (GO): protein dephosphorylation
Molecular function (GO): cation binding; protein serine/threonine phosphatase activity
Source: RefSeq, a predicted model, not a curated record
UUAGAAGAAGAGGUGAUCCCUGAACGACAGAAUCCGCACGCGUUAUUGAGAAUGGAAAGCAAGAUGAUUGCGGCAGAACUAGAAUCAUCCCUGAAUCUGUGAGUAAGAGGAAAUUAUAGGCCUUGUGACAUUACGUGUGGUACUGGCUCUUGAACGUGGAAGCAUUGCUUUGUUGGGAGACAUGUGAAUGUGGUUUAGCAGCCAACAAGCUUCCUGGGCAUGUGAGCUCCCGGAUUUGAAUCAAGAUCUCUGAUCCGCUUCCUUAAUUUAAUAUUAUUCUAAGAUUUCAUUCUCUGCAUCACUAUUCUCAGAUUUCGUACAAGGAAACGUGAUUGCGUGAAUCUUCUCAUUGCUUUAGGAAGAUAUGGGUUGCAAUUACGACGCAGAUCUUGCCCCUUCUCAAUUGGAGUGGCUCGAGAUUUACAAAGCCGAAAAGCUUCCGCUUUUCCACACCAUGCUUUGUUCCACAAGAUUCAGGCUCAUUUUGUUAUUGCCCCAAAGAUAGUAAAGUAGCGCCUCUCUGUUUGAGUUUAGAGAAGAAUGGGUGUUUACCUCAGCACUCCUAAAACUGAGAAGUUUUCCGAAGAUGGUGAGAACGACCAUCUUAGAUAUGGUUUAUCGUCCAUGCAAGGGUGGCGUGCAACAAUGGAAGAUGCUCAUGCUGCAUGUCUUGAUCUGGAUGCGUCCACUUCGUUUUUUGGUGUUUAUGAUGGACAUGGAGGGAAGGUGGUUGCGAAGUUUUGUGCUAAGUAUCUUCACCAGCAGGUGCUCACAAGCGAAUCAUAUCAAGCUGGAGAUAUAGGAACCUCCCUUCAGAAAGCCUUUUUCAGAAUGGAUGAGAUGAUGCGUGGCCAAAGGGGUUGGAGGGAAUUAGCGGUCUUGGGGGAUAAGAUGAACAGAUUUACUGGGAUGAUAGAAGGGUUGAUUUGGUCUCCAAGAAACAGUGAUAAUAAUGAUCAUGUUGACGAUUGGGCUUUUGAGGAGGGCCCACAUUCUGAUUUUGCUGGACCAACUUCGGGGAGCACAGCAUGUGUUGCAGUUAUUAGAGACAAUCAAUUAAUUGUUGCGAAUGCUGGUGAUUCUCGUUGUGUGAUAUCUAGAAAUGGUCAGGCAUACAACUUGUCUAGAGAUCACAAACCUGACCUUGAGGCUGAGAAGGAAAGAAUUUUAAAAGCUGGUGGUUUUAUUCAUGCUGGACGAGUUAAUGGCAGUUUAAAUCUUGCAAGAGCUAUAGGUGACAUGGAAUUUAAACAGAAUAAAUUUCUGCCUGCUGAAAAACAAAUUGUGACUGCCAAUCCUGAUAUAAACACUGUUGAGCUUUGUGAAGAUGACGAGUUUAUAGUGCUAGCAUGUGAUGGCAUAUGGGAUUGCAUGUCAAGCCAGCAGUUGGUGGAUUUUGUGCAUGAACAACUGCGUUCGGAAAGUAAACUUUCCGCGGUGUGUGAAAGAGUACUUGAUCGGUGUUUGGCUCCGUCAACUGUGGGCGGCGAGGGAUGUGAUAAUAUGACAAUGAUAUUGGUUCAGUUCAAGAAACCCAGCCAGUUCAAAGCAGCGGAAGCAGAAGAGCCAUCUGCUGAAGCUGAAGCCAAUACAGGGGAGAGGAGCCAGAGUGAGUGAGCAGGUUGUGUUUUUUCAGAUGUGGAUUGUAUAGGGUGUGCCACUGACCACUGGUUAGAAAUAAUACACUAAUGCAACAAUUCUCCGUAUAAAAUAUCCAAUGUUGUAUUGUGUUCCAUUAUCUUUUGUCUAGUAUUUUCACUUCUGAACUGCGCGUCCUGUUUUGCUUGUAACUCUUCUCAUCAGUAUUUGUAUAAUUUAUAAUUUAUAAUUGUAA